UCAGCAGACCAAUUUGGAGAUCCUUUUUUUUCCCCCUGACAUAUACAAGCUGACUGCCAAACCUGAAUUGCCAGCAGGGAAAGGGACUGAACAGCUAAGCAACUGCUUUAAGUUUCAGCCUGUCUGUGGUGCAGGUUUUUCAAGUCACACACACACACCUGCCUGUCACACACACUUUCUCUCUCUCUCAUUCAUACAGACUCACACACAUCUAGGGAUAAAGGUGCCGUCUGAGGUUGCUGCCUCCGUAGGUACAUUCGUCUAGGACCUCGGCUGCUCAGAGGAGAUCUCCCUGGGCCCAGCUCUCUGUUUGCUACCAAACGUGUAUGAAGUGAAAAUGUCUGUGGAAAAGGCGAUCAGACUCAGAGAAGACCAGGUGGAGAUUCUGGAGUACAACUUCACCCGAAUCAGCAAGAACCCUGAUCGUGCUACCCUUGACCUCAUUGCUGCUGAGGCAGGGCUCUCAGUAGAAGAGGUGCUAGAAUGGUUCAAGAAGCGCCUGGGAGAGUGGAGGAGAUCGGAGGGGCUACCUUCAGAAUGUAGGUCUGUCAGAGAUUGACUAAAGCCCCCCUUGUGGAGACAGCUCUGGAAAAUGGACAGCAGCUCAGUUAUUGCUUUCUCUGUGGAAUGUCACUGUCAAAAAUACUUUUUCCUAUUAUUUAACCUGCUGCUUAUUUAAAAUGUAUAUAACUAGGGGUGGAAAAUAAGUAUAUAAAAUCAUGCAUAUUGGUUAUAAUGCAGUCUUUUAUGAAACUUACAAAGAGAAAGCUACAAACCACGCCUAUUGCAGGUACGUUGAUAACAUAAUGGAGUGGACCUGGUUAAAUAUUUCCAUUAAUUCUGGCAACAUUAAUAGGAAGGAGCCGAAGCAGACUGAUUGAAAUAUGUUUUGCUUGUCUACUAUGAGAAAUGGGUUCAGCACCAGAGCCCAGGAAAGCAAAAUCUAGAAUCAACCACAUCUAUUAACAACCUACGGGAACUUGAUAAAAAAAGAAGUUGGGGCAUGAUCCAUCUUGUGGUGUUUGUGAAGGCUUUGAUGUGUACACAAACAAGAGGACAAGUUACAACUUGCCUGAGUCCACAUUCAGCUCCUACGUACACAGAAAAAUCACACAACCUGUUGUGAAUUCAGGGCAGAUACACCAGUGCACACUGUGAAACAUCCUUCUGCAAUCUUGAGCAGUGUACAGUAUCCUGAGUCCCACUAGCACAGCCUGUUUACAGCCAGAUCAUGUAAAGACCCAACAAGUGAACCUGUGUGGUACAUAAAAAGGAUAGGAAUAAAAAUACGCCAGUGCAGCUUGCUUCUUUCUCCUUGCCUCUCCUCUACCUCACAUACUGCUGUCCAUAAUGCUUAGAAAAAUCCCUCAGUCUUGGAUAUCUGGUGGAAAGCAUUCAGCAGAGAGAGACUACCCAACUCCACUAAAAGGACUGGUUGAUGUCCAUCGUUCAUUAGGUGUCAUCAUAAUUAAAUGAAUAUAAGGGGCGUAUUCCAUGCUGUACAUGAAAAAGAGUAUGUUUCUCUGGAUAUGUUAAUUAAUCACACAUUUUACUCAGAUUUGAUGUGUGUGUUAUGUCUGAAUGAUUUCAUUGCUCUAUCUCUGAAAAAGCCAGUUCCAAGGAAAGGCCUACGUGGGAUCUAUAGAGAUAAGAACUUGUUUCUCUUUCACAGUUGCCCGAUGCAUUCAAUUCUAUGUACAGGAUCUAUCCAAACCACAACUACAUGCAGCAAACAGGGCCUUUUUUCACGUGGAGCAUGGAAGCAAGGGCAUCAGGUUCUACACUUAGAAAGCUAGUCCAAAGGAUAGGUCAGUAUAUGAAGUGAUCUUAGGAAUUAGUGCUUAAUCAUUCAAGGCAGCAAAACUAACCAGUGAAAAUAGAACCUCAAGACUUCUUUUAGUAAUUUGUUUCCCUACAUACUUACAUUACCAAGUGAUGGAUUUCAGUGGCAACACAAUGGGGAGAGAAGGGGGAAGUAAACCAAGAGGUGGGUGCUCAGAGAAGUCUUCUGUGCUGACAGCAAAUACAUUAUUCUACUUAUAAUUCUCUGAGAAGUCAACAAAGUUCAAGCAUUUGGAGGUGCACAGCAGGGAUUCUAAUGAAUAG
This is a messenger RNA of Candoia aspera, 2106 nucleotides long. RefSeq names its product HOP homeobox (gene HOPX). Gene Ontology annotation, molecular function: DNA binding. Bases 338 to 559 code for a protein of 73 amino acids. NCBI's taxonomy places the organism in Eukaryota, Metazoa, Chordata, Lepidosauria, Squamata, Candoiidae. The transcript is spliced from 3 exons. Gene Ontology annotation, biological process: regulation of transcription by RNA polymerase II; cell differentiation. Gene Ontology annotation, cellular component: nucleus. The record is from RefSeq and is a predicted model, not a curated record.